UUUUCGUUAAAACUUGUUACUUUCAUCUCUCGGUAUUUAUUUACUCGGUAUUUAAUGUUUAAUUUUGAAGUUUGAGGAUUUUUAGUAAGCUUUCCGAAGCAAUUAAUAUACUAUCGCUAUAAUUAUUUCAGAUAUAUUAGCAGGGUAAAAUGCCUUUACCGGUACCCGUUACUCUUGGAGUUUUUCAAGAUUUGGAAGCCUACAUUAGUAGCUAUACAGGAUUAGCUAAGCUCUACCGUCUUCUUUAUAUUGCUGAUCAUUGUCCAGCGUUAAAGAUUGAAGCUUUAAAAAUGGCUCUGUCAUAUGUACAAAAUACCUAUAACGUCAACAUCUACCAGAUGAUUCAUCGGAAACUGGUCGAUGCAACUGGAAAUUCGAACUUGCCUGAUGUCACUGGUGGUCUGAAUGCUGGUGUAGUUCCUUUGGACACACAAUGGAUUGAAACUAAAAGCAAAAAGGCAGCCCUGAAAGUUGAAAAAUUAGAUGCUGAUUUAAAAAACUACAAAAGUAAUUCCAUCAAGGAAAGCAUCAGACGCGGCCAUGAUGAUUUGGGUGAUCAUUAUUUAGAUUGUGGUGAUUUAAGUAGUGCAUUAAAAUGCUACUCAAGAGCCAGAGAUUACUGCACCAGUGGCAAACAUGUUGUUAGCAUGUGUUUAAAUGUUAUAAAGGUUAGUGUUUAUCUCCAGAAUUGGUCUCAUGUUUUAACCUAUGUUAAUAAGGCUGAAACAACUCCUGAAGUUACUGAAGCUAAUGGUAAAGAUAAUAAUCAGUUGGUAAUCACAAAGCUGAGAUCAGCAGCUGGACUUGCAGAAUUAGCUACUCGAAAAUACAAAUCUGCUGCAAAAAAUUUCCUUCAAGCCUCUUUUGAUCACUGUGAUUUUCCAGAUCUAAUUUCCCCAAACAAUGUAGCCAUGUAUGGAGGACUUUGUGCUCUUGCAUCAUUUGAUAGACAGGAACUAUUGAAGUUUGUUUUGUCAAGCAGCUCCUUUAAAUUGUUUCUUGAACUAGAGCCUCAGCUAAGAGACAUAAUACAUCGAUUUUAUAAUUCAAAAUAUGCAUCCUGUUUGAAACUGUUGGAGGAAAUCAAGGACAAUCUUCUGCUAGACAUGUAUUUAGCCCCUCAUGUCAGUUCUCUUUACACACAAAUUCGAAACAGAGCUCUCAUACAGUAUUUCAGCCCAUACUUGUCAGCUGAUAUGAAUAGAAUGGCUUUAGCUUUUAAUACAACUAUUGGAGCUCUCGAGGAUGAACUGAUGCAGUUAAUUCUAGAUAAUCAAAUACAAGCAAGAAUCGAUUCACAUAACAAGAUUUUAUAUGCAAAAGAUAUUGAUCAGAGGAGUACUACUUAUGAAAAAGCCAUUCAAAUGGGAAAGGAAUACCAAAGGCGUACUACUCAACUCAUAUUGCGGUCAGCGAUGCUACGUAACCAAAUUCAAGUUAAAACCUGUCAUGUGUCUGAUUCAGCUAUGAAGGAAGCUUUUUCAGUGCAGCAGGAUUUACCUAGUCCUCCUAGAGAAGGAUCUCAAGGGAUUGAAAUACCUGCAUCUCCUUUGAAUUGUCCACCAAGAAAUUGAAGCCUGUAAGAGAAAUAAUACCUUUUAAUUAUUCAUCUUUAAAUUUUAGUUCACUGUGUACUAAGUUCACUGUGUACUUUAGUAAACUGUGUACUAAGUAAUAGUUCUCAGUAUGUUAAAAAAAAAAGUUUUGUAAAUCUUGUAAAAAGAUGUAACUUUAUUUAAUACUUUAGUAAAUGCAACUUUUUUUUUCUAGAUUAGUGUGGAUUUUAUGACAAAAUUUAAAUUUCUGUUGUAUCUAUUAUCUUUGCCUGUAAGCAGAACUUCUGUUUAUUGUAUAUUUUCUGCAUAAUAAACCAGUUUAUCUACUCAUAUUUGUGAACAAUUUUCGUGGCUUCCAGCUGUUGAUGUUCUGUAAAACAAUUUUCUUGUAUAUGUGAAUACCAAUAAAUUUUUUUAAAAAUCUGAA
Parasteatoda tepidariorum (common house spider) is the source of this 1983-nucleotide messenger RNA. The record is from RefSeq and is a predicted model, not a curated record. NCBI's taxonomy places the organism in Eukaryota, Metazoa, Arthropoda, Arachnida, Araneae, Theridiidae.